Nylanderia fulva is the source of this 1390-nucleotide messenger RNA. NCBI's taxonomy places the organism in Eukaryota, Metazoa, Arthropoda, Insecta, Hymenoptera, Formicidae. The record is from RefSeq and is a predicted model, not a curated record.
AUGAUAAGAAAUAAAGGUUAUCCCGCAGAAACUCACGUUGUAACGACGGAAGAUGGCUAUCUUUUGACGGUACAUCGUAUCCCAGGUGGUAACAGCUCUCUACCAGUAUUACUAAUACAUGGUCUUUUAAGUAGUUCCGCCGAUUUUUUCGUUCUUGGCAAAGGCAAAGCACUCGGUUUCCUAUUAGCGGAUGAAGGAUACGAUGUUUGGUUGGGCAAUAUGCGUGGUAAUCUCUAUUCAAGAACACAUAUUUCUCUAUCUCCGUCGAACUUGACAUUUUGGGAUUUUAGCUAUAACGAAAUGGGUACGUAUGAUUUACCCGCGAUUAUUACAUAUAUUACGAAUAUGAGAUCGCAACCAUUGCACGCGUACAUUGGUCAUUCGAUGGGCACAACCAGUUUUUAUAUAAUGGGAUCAAAGCGUCCGGAAAUCGUUGAAAAAAUGCGAUUGAUGAUCAGCUUCUCGCCGACUACCUUUAUGGACCAUAUGAAAAGCCCGAUAAUAAUUCUCGUUCCCUUAUUUAAGAAGAUUAAGAUAAUAAUGGAUGUUCUCUUUCAUGGCGAAUUAAUGGAUAGAAGUUGGUUUCAAUAUUUUGCAGAAUUCUGCAAUCGGAAUUAUUCCAAUCAAAGGUUUUGCCUCAACGUGGCAUUUACAAUAGGUGGUUUCAAUCACGAACAAUUCAAUUAUACUCUAUUACCUCUUAUCAUGAAUCACGUUCCCUCCGGCGCCUCGUAUAAAACAUGGCUACAUUACGUUCAAGGAAUAGAAUCAAGAAAGUUUCGCUCUUAUGACUACGGUCGCGAGAAAAAUCUGCUGAUGUACAACUCGGUGGAACCUCCGGAAUACGAUCUAUCGAAGAUCACGGUACCAAUCUUUAUGUUCUACGGCAACAAUGACUGGUUGGUCGACCCUAUUCCAGAGAUGAUAAGAAAGGAAGGCUAUCCUGUGGAAACUCACGUUAUAAUGACAGAAGAUGGCUAUCUUUUGACGUUAUAUCGUAUCCCAGGUGGCAAAAAUUCUUUACCUAUAUUAGUGCAACAUGGUCUUUUAGCUAGCUCCGCUGAUUGGCUUGUUCUUGGCAAAAACAAUGCAUUACCUUACCUAUUAGCGGAUCAGGGAUACGAUGUUUGGUUGGGCAAUAUUCGUGGUAGUACUCACUCGAGAAAGCACAUUUCUCUAUCUACGUCAGACCCAAAAUUUUGGAAUUUUAGGUAUUCGCGCGCAUUAAAAAUGAUUUACUUAGACAGAUAUUAGACAUUAUAAAUAUUACAAGAAUUACAUAUAUUUCUUGUUCUUUUUUUUUAAACAAUAUUUGAUUUGAAAAUGUAUCGUUUCGAGACUAUUUCACAUUGUGAUAUGUCAGUACACUAUAAUACUAUUUCUCUCUUAA